GUGUGUCUUCCCUCACUGAUGUUCCUCUCCCCACAGACGCCUACGUCCCUCCUCAGUUGUUCUAUAACGGGAAGGUGGACUACUUCGACCUGCAGCGGCUGGGCGGGCUGCUGUCCCACCUGAAGAAAACCCUGAAAGACGAUUUGGCGAGUAAAGCAAACAUCAUCAUCGACCCCGCGGAGAUCCAGGCCACGUCCAUGGACGACCUGGACGAGGAUGACGAGAGCGGAGCUGCUCAGAGGCUGCCCGGGGCCGUGGCGAUGGGCGGAGCUCUGGCGAGGCCCAGCUGGUUGAGUUCUCCCACUUUGGGUCGGGCCAACCGCUUCUUGAGCACGGCCGCCGUCAGCCUGAUGACCCCCAGGCGACCCCUGAGUCAGCCGGAGAAGGUGAAGGUCCGAACGCUCGCCGUGGAGCAGCGCACCGAGGAGGACAGUGAGUACAGCUCGCUCUGCUACAGAACUCACUGGCAUCAGCUUCUCCUGCGUUUGAAAAUACGAAGCAGGUCUAUGUGCCGGUGCGUGGCGCCCCCUGCUGGCAGCAGGAGGUCAGGGAUUUCUUUUACAGGCGUGAUGAACAGCAACACAGGGAAUCCACAUUUGCUCGCUUUGCGUGGAGCUUUUAGGAAGUGAGACUCAGAAUUUAAUUGUGUGAGGUUCACCUAGGCGUCAACGUGACGAGCGAGUCACUUCCUCUGUGGAUGCAUGGCGUUAUUUUUGUGCUGC
This is a messenger RNA of Neolamprologus brichardi, 722 nucleotides long. NCBI's taxonomy places the organism in Eukaryota, Metazoa, Chordata, Actinopteri, Cichliformes, Cichlidae. The record is from RefSeq and is a predicted model, not a curated record.